Molecule: messenger RNA, 534 nt
Organism: Sesamum indicum (sesame)
Lineage: Eukaryota; Viridiplantae; Streptophyta; Magnoliopsida; Lamiales; Pedaliaceae
Source: RefSeq, a predicted model, not a curated record
AUGGCAGAAACUCAACAAAAACGCCUUAGAGAAGAAUCCCAUGUCUCAGAAAGUCUAGAGUUUGACGACUCAAACUCAAACUCAAAGCGCCAAAAGCCCUACACCAACAUACUCUCUCUUCUUGACGAAGAAGAGGAAGAGGAACAGCCAAGCCAAGACUUGUCCGCCAUAUUCACAACCCUUCAGCAAGAACUCUCCUCUUCCCCCAGCUCCGACUCCGCCGCAUAUGACUUCGACUAUACGUCGUUCACGGCGGCGGAGCAGGAGGGGACUCCCCACCAGCAACCCACCGCUGCCCCCUCCACAUCCGCCGUGUGUGCUGAUGAAGACGAGGGCGUAAAAUCAGUUAUGAGACAUCUCCUUGAAGCCUCGGAUGAUGAGCUUGGGAUCCCAAACACAGAGGAUAAUUGCAAUGUGGUAAUAAGCUCGGAUGAAAACUUUCCGUUUGCUUUUGCUGCUGAUGAUGGGCUUUGGGAAUUUGACGAUGUUGCCGCUAAUUACUAUACUAUGCUGCAGACGGAACUUUUUAUGUAG